AUGGCUCUGGCUGUAAGGGCCCAUUUAGCCAAAGGCCCAGUCGGCGAUCGCCGACUCGCCGACCUGGCCAGGCCGCCACUAGCAUUAAGAAAUCUAAAAAAUUUAGUUAACAUAGAAGAUGGAAUUUUCGAUGAUAUGAAUCAACUACGAACUAUUGUUAUUCAUAGCGCUCCRAACCUGAAGGUGAUUUCAUCGUUGCUGUUUGACGUGUAUUUGCCUAGCCUAAAAAUCUUGGAAAUUGUUCAAACGGGAAUCAAGAAACCACCGUUCUUAAGUUUAUUGAGGACCAACCAACAUCUUCGCAUAGUAGACCUYGAAAGCAAUAGAAUAGAAAAAGUGAUUCCAGGAGAACUAUCGAUCAGCGCAGAACAGCUGUAA
This is a messenger RNA of Diuraphis noxia (Russian wheat aphid), 378 nucleotides long. Its product is annotated as lutropin-choriogonadotropic hormone receptor-like. Lineage: Eukaryota; Metazoa; Arthropoda; Insecta; Hemiptera; Aphididae. Gene Ontology annotation, cellular component: plasma membrane. Gene Ontology annotation, molecular function: protein-hormone receptor activity; G protein-coupled peptide receptor activity; protein binding. Gene Ontology annotation, biological process: activation of adenylate cyclase activity; hormone-mediated signaling pathway; adenylate cyclase-activating G protein-coupled receptor signaling pathway. The record is from RefSeq and is a predicted model, not a curated record.